AUGUCUCAAGACUCCUGUGCUCUCAAUGCUAGUGGCUCCCUCAAGGACACUUCUGAGAUCAAGUUCUACAACAAUCCUGAUGACAAUGUUCCAUUGCCACAGGUCCCAUCAGCAGCAUCCAUGACAAACACCUUCUCCAUUCUACUCAAGGCUGGACAUGUCCCAGCAACUGUUGCAGCUGGUUCUCGGUGCUCUGGCCACCCUACAAAGCCCCCAGCUCAUGUUCGUGAUGCUUACAAUGCCUGUUCUUUGUCCUCGGGCACAAGGAAGCAUGCAUGUGCAUUAUCAAGUGCUGCGGCAGACCCUCUGGCACCUAAAAAAGUCGCCAUGCAAUUCUUGUCUCCUCUGGAUUCUGACGAUGAGGACGACGAGGUUGUCCCUUCUUCUCCCCCUGAUCUAGAUGAACCAGGCGAACCAUCCUCUGAUGAACCGAUCCCUCAACCGGACGAUGACAAGGCUGAUGAAGCUCAAUCUGAGAGUGGAGACACCACUCAGACAGUGGGUCUGCAACCUGUGCAAAACCGUCUGGCAGUUGGAUGGAUGACAUUGGAUAACACUUCAAAUAAUGACACUGCCAUGAGGGAAAUUGGAAGAGUCAUAAAUGAGGAUGACAAGGAUGGUAACUGGCUUGCAACAAUACUCAAAAAGAUCCGUCAUGCUAUCGAUUGUGGUGAGGAUGCCGAUGUUGACAGCUUAACUGAACAACUCACUGCAUUGGAGCAUGAUCCCGAAGCUAUUGUUGAAGAUGGUUUUGAUGUUGGUGACGCUGUCAGAAAAGCACUGGCUCUCAUCGAACAGAUUCGCAAAUCACCACAAGCCCAAGCAUUCUUCAGAAAAUCAUGUGAGGAAGAAGGUGUUGCCGUUCGCAAGAUUUUGACAUGGGUGAGAACAUGCUGGGCAUCCUUGUUCAAGUGCCUCGAGCACUUCUUGUCUCUUGACCUGGCUGUCAACCGCUUCACGCUUCUUGCUGACAAGAGUCACAAAGAGCCUGUGACUGCGCAACAGUCUUUCUCUUCAGUUGCAUACCCGACAGCCUGGCAAACUAUACCUAUACUAGAAUGUCUCACUAAUACAUGGCAGACAAUGGUGGGAAAUCUGGAGUAUGCACUAAUCGUGGACACCAUUAGGAAGGGUCUCAAGAAUAUUGACAAAUACUACCAGAAAGCUAGUGACUCAGACAUCUACUUUAUCUGUUUGGUUCUCGACCCUAACUACAAGUUAGCAUAUGUUGAAUGCCAAUGGACUGAGAUGAAGGUUGUGAGUGGGAGGGCUCGUCUUGAAGCAGUGUUUGAUAAGUAUUAUGAAGCACUGCCAGGCCCAGGAUUACAUGUCAAAGAGCCCAUGGCCAUGUUGACAACAAAAGGCUCUAUUCCAUAUGUAUAUGCAACAUAUCACGAGCCUAGGUCAACAGGAUCAGUCACUGUGGUGCUAUGUGCUUACCCUCUCCUGGUGGUUCACCCCAUGGGAAUUUUUUUCCUGCAGCUCCAGCCCUCCAGUACAUAUAUCAAGUCUUUUCAUGGCAAGGAUCAGACAGGAAUAUGUCAGAAUAUUAAUAUCAGGGAAUGUAGACUACCUAAAUAUCCUGUACCACGAAAUACUCAGGGGCUGUGUUCCCCAGAACAGGCACCCUACCAACCUGGAGGGCUGGAGCUGCAGGAAAAAAAUUCCCAUGGGGUGAACCACCAGGAGAGGUACAGCACAGUAAAUGAUAUAGGGCACUCUAGGAGGUAA
Messenger RNA from Suillus paluster, 1731 nucleotides. RefSeq lists its product as uncharacterized. The transcript is spliced from 14 exons. The coding region runs from base 1 to 1731 and encodes 576 amino acids. The record is from RefSeq and is a predicted model, not a curated record. NCBI's taxonomy places the organism in Eukaryota, Fungi, Basidiomycota, Agaricomycetes, Boletales, Suillaceae.